Molecule: messenger RNA, 1956 nt
Organism: Wyeomyia smithii (pitcher-plant mosquito)
Lineage: Eukaryota; Metazoa; Arthropoda; Insecta; Diptera; Culicidae
Product: U1 small nuclear ribonucleoprotein 70 kDa-like
Exons: 6
Coding region: 172-1476 (434 amino acids)
Biological process (GO): mRNA splicing, via spliceosome
Cellular component (GO): precatalytic spliceosome; U2-type prespliceosome; U1 snRNP
Molecular function (GO): mRNA binding; U1 snRNA binding
Source: RefSeq, a predicted model, not a curated record
GGAUCAGCUACCCUCAUAUUGACGCAUCAUUUUCUCUACCUAUCGUAAUCGUGACUGCAAGAAUCCUAAAAACGACAUAAAAUGUGUUAAUGGUACUGAUAACUACCAUUAUUUGCUUAAAUCGUGAAGUGCUUACUGUUUUACACCGAAUAGUGUUAUUUACGGAGUGAAAUGACGCAGUAUUUGCCACCAAAUUUGCUGGCAUUGUUUGCUCCUCGUGAGCCUAUUCCAUUUUUACCUCCGCCGGAUAAACUUCCACAUGAGAAAAAAUCGCAAGGUUAUGGCGGUGUUGGAGCAUUUCUGGAUUUGUUCGAGGACCCGAAAGAUACUCCGCCACCAACGCGGGUUGAAACGCGAGAAGAACGGAUCGAGCGUAGACGCCGUGAGCGGUCCGAACAGGUAGCGUAUAAACUGGAACGGGAGAUUGCCACCUGGGACCCAACACAGUUGGCGGCUGCAACCGAAGAUCCCUUCAAGACACUUUUCGUUGCUAGAGUGAAUUAUGACACAUCAGAAUCCAAACUGAGAAGAGAGUUUGAAAUUUACGGAAGCAUUAAAAAGAUCAUUUUGAUUCACGAUAAGGAAACCGGCAAACCUCGCGGUUACGCAUUUAUUGAGUAUGAACAUGAACGAGACAUGCAUUCUGCCUACAAGCAUGCAGAUGGUAAGAAAAUUGAUGGUAAACGAGUGCUGGUCGAUGUCGAGCGCGCUCGUACGGUAAAGGGAUGGCUUCCUCGCCGUCUCGGUGGAGGGCUUGGUGGUACCCGUCGUGGAGGGCCUGAUGUCAAUAUCAAGCAUUCUGGCCGAGAAGACAAUGAACGUGAACGAGAGCGAUAUCGUUUGGAACGGGAACGAGAGGACGGGAUGCGCGAGCGACGAGAGCCCAGAUUUGAACAGAGACCCUUCGAUCGUCGUCGUUCACGCUCUCGUGAUCGCGACCGUCGUCGGCGCAGUCGCUCCAAAGAUCGCCGUCGGAGACAUAGUCGUGAGCGGGAGCAUGAAGAACCAGAACGUAAAGAUCGUUGGGAGAAGGAUCGUGAGCGCAGCCGGGAGAGGGACCGAGAAUGCGACCGCGAGCGAGACCGUGAACGUGAUCGUGAUCGUGAUCGCGACCGAGAGAAGAAACGUAGACGCAGUCGCAGCCGAUCGCGAGACCGCGAACGGGAGCAGCGUGUCGAAAAGAAACGAGAUAAACGGGACAAGGACCGGGAACGUAAGGAACGUAAGCCCGAGUUCCGCGAGGGCGAUAUCAAGAUUAAAGAAGAGCCGAUGGACGAUUACCCUGACUACAGUGCCCAGUACGCACAGUACCCAAUGCAGGUUAAGACUGAAGACGGCGUCGAAGAGAAAUAUCGUCCUCAUGAACACGAGGAGGAGAAUGGAGCGGCCCGUGGGCGAGUCGGAGAAAAUGGUGCCCGCUUUGGAGCAAUGCCUCACAACAAUGAUAAUUACAACGAUCGGUAUGGUGGUUAUUAGUAGUGAAACCCGAACAGGUUUGUCCAUUUUGGGUGGCAAAAGUUUCAGCAAUUUAUGCUUUUAAUUGUAGUAGGCAACUGUGAGUGGAUGCAAAGAUUUUCGUGGUCGUGCUACAUUUCCCGACCCAUUCAAAACUAAUUGUAAAUGGUAAACAUCAAAUCAAACGUAAUUGAUACGUACAAAAAAAAAACAAGACAAGUCUAUGAUAAAUAGGCCGCAAAGUCAAACGUAUCUCAUAUCGUUUGUUUCUUAAAUUUUACUUUCUCAGGUCAUGCACAACCAGUGCUGUGUUGUGCCUGUAACAACCUCGACACUUAUUUUGCAAAGCUGCAUGUACCCUAACGCGUAUCAUGCUAGCGUUCACAGUGAAACGCCAAAAGUGUGUUUUUUUUCCAAUACCGAUAGAAAUUUGAUGAUCCCAGGACUAGUAUGCUUUAAAGUAAGUACUAAAUAAACAAUUGAUAGCUGGUUUUAAAAUUA